AUGCUCUCCAGUACUACGUCGUUGAGUAGAUUGUCUUUGAGGAGAAGUGGGGUGCUUUCUUUGUUUAGGAAUCUCAGGCAUUAUAGUGAUGCCACGCCGGAAGAUGUCAAGAAACAAGCUUCACUGAACCAGUUUCAAAAACAGACUGAAAAUGAAGCAAGCAAAGAAAGGGCUAACCCUCCUGUAUUUUUCCAAUCGGAUAAACCACCUCCGGAGGUUUUCAAAGACAAGACUCUUGAACAACCAAAGAAAGAACCGGUUUUAGCUGGCUAUGAAGAUGUCAAGCAAUCAAAGGCUAUAACGGUGAUAGUUUAUACCUUAGCGCUUCUAUCAGUUGCAUUUAUAUUUAGUGACCUUAUAGAAGCUGUGACUCCAGCAAACACCGACUAUAUCUCUGAGGAGGUCCUUGAAAUUAUCUCCAAGGCUAUCGAAGCUGAAUCGGAUAAGAAUAUUGCUAAGGCAAUUUCGUAUUACAUCCAAGCGUUAAAACAAUUGGAUGAGGAAGAAAGUGAACAUAUCACACCAUGUUACACCUCUUGUUGUGUCAGAAUUGCACAACUUUAUGAACAUGAAAAAAAGUUUGAAAAAGCCAUUGCUAUAUACAAAGAAGUUGCAGAUAGUUAUUUGAACGCAUUCACUCAUAGAGACGAUUUUAAGACUCUACAGGAAGACAAAUCAUUUGAUUUUGCAAUCUUAAGGUCCUUAACUGUUGCAAUCAGAUAUGCUUAUUUACUCAAUGAAAAAAAUAACAAUGACGCAAGAGAGCUUUUGAUGUUUAACAUCAUUGAAGCUCAGAAAAGAGUGAUUGAAGCAUAUCCACCUUUUAUGUCUGUCUUGAACGAUAUAAAUAACAGGAAUAUUCUUGACAUUAUCACUUCAGAGUUAGAGCAAAGCAUCUUACAUCUUCCAAAAAGUGAACAAGAAGCAAUCAUCAAAAAGAAUUCUGAAACUCCCAUUGAAUUGCCCUUGUUCACGACCGAGCAGACGCCUGAAAACAAAAUAUUAGGAUUGAAUGUUAAGGCCUGGCCUGUAUUCACCAGAGUGUUGAUAAAUGCCAAAGAUUUGUAUGUGAAUUUGAGUGUAGAAGCUAAUGAUCUGAGUUCUGCAAUUUCCAAUUUAACCAACAAUUCAAUCAUUAUUCAAAGAUGUUUUGAUCAUCCUUCGAGGUUAGCAUUAACCUUGACUAAACUUGGGGUUGCUUUGCAAAUGACAUACCAAACAUUAAAUAAGGAUUUUCCAGUAGGUAAGGAGAUCGAAAUCGUUCAGGAUAACAGUCCAGUCAAAGUAGAUUUGAGUGAUCCGCAAUUGAAAGAUUAUGUUCUAAACACAACAAGAGCAGAAUCGAGCAGGAUCUUUACGAAAGUCCUUUCUUUAUGUGAAAAUAUGAAGAAACAAGAAAAGCUUAUAAAAUCCAACCAUCUUGGACAAGGUGUUGAGCAAUGGGAGGCUAUGUUCAAACCUGCUUUGGACAGAUCUGAAAUGGUUUCCUCUGCAUCUCUAGGAUUGCUCAAUUUACAAAACGGCAAUACGAGUGAAGCUCUGAAGCUGUUAAGAAGAGCGAAGGUAUUAGCUACUAAAUUACACGAUGACGACUAUAUUACCGAUAUCAAUGAUUGGAUCAGUAAGGUCGAAAACUAA
Molecule: messenger RNA, 1638 nt
Organism: Pichia kudriavzevii
Lineage: Eukaryota; Fungi; Ascomycota; Pichiomycetes; Pichiales; Pichiaceae
Exons: 1
Coding region: 1-1638 (545 amino acids)
Biological process (GO): protein quality control for misfolded or incompletely synthesized proteins
Cellular component (GO): i-AAA complex
Molecular function (GO): misfolded protein binding
Source: RefSeq, a predicted model, not a curated record